Messenger RNA from Ceratina calcarata, 1465 nucleotides. RefSeq names its product elongation factor Ts, mitochondrial (gene mEFTs). Lineage: Eukaryota; Metazoa; Arthropoda; Insecta; Hymenoptera; Apidae. The coding region runs from base 176 to 1078 and encodes 300 amino acids. Gene Ontology annotation, biological process: mitochondrial translational elongation. The record is from RefSeq and is a predicted model, not a curated record. The transcript has 4 exons. Gene Ontology annotation, molecular function: protein binding; translation elongation factor activity.
GCAACACUCGCGAGUAUAUAAUUUACUGUAGUUUCUAGGCAACGAAAUUGAUCGGUUUCUACGAGAUUCAUAUAAAUUUCGCACACAAAAUACCGUAUUUAAACUUAUGUUCCGCUUUUCGAAUUAUAUUUAAUUAAGACGGGUAUAAGUUAGACUAAAGUUGAUACGUUUUCAGAUGAUUUCACGUCAAUUUCUUCGUUCGAUACAUACAAAUUAUGUACUUGGGUCCAAGAAGACAUUAUUGAGCAAAUUACGCAAGAAAACUGGGUACACAUUCGUAAACUGUAAAAAGGCAUUAGAAAUAAAUGACAACGAUGUAGAAAAAGCUGAAGUAUGGCUAAAGGAACAGGCCCAGACUCAAGGAUGGACCCAAGCUGUAAAACUGCAAUCCAGGGUGACUACUCAAGGAUUAGUAGCAAUGAUCACGAACAACAGUCACGGAGCACUUGUGGAAAUUAAUUGCGAAACAGACUUCGUCGCGAGGAAUAAGAAAUUUCACGAUCUAGCAGAGAUUAUACUUUCCGCUGUAUUAAAACACGGGAUGACGAUGAAACAAAGUUCGUUGGUCAACAGAACGUUAUUAUACGCAGAAUCUAUUAAUGAAUUACAUGCCACUGACGGCAAAAGUCUAGGCGAUCACUCUGCCUUAACUAUUGGAACUGUAGGAGAAAAUAUUAAUAUAAGGCGUGCGCUGUGUAUGAGCGUGCAACCAGGUGUACAUUUAUACGGUUGUACUCAUCCAACACCCGUAAAUCCAGUUCCGUCGUCUUUUGGACGGUACGGAGCUCUGGUGGCUUUAAAAUCUGAGGAAAGGAAAGAUGUUUUAGGCAUGCAGCUCUGUCAACACGUUAUUGGCAUGAAUCCAGUCAAGGUCGGUGAUCCAAAGGUUGACGAACCUAACGAUAAUACAGACGAUGAAGCUGUGAUGCUGUAUCAAGAGUUUCUCCUCGAUCCUUCUAUGUCUGUGCAACAAUUAUUGCAAAGUGAACAAGCCGAAAUUUUGGAUUUCGUACGGUUCGAAAUGGGUGAGACCCUUGAAAACAGACAGACGUUGGACUCUGUAGAAACUUGCGGUUAAGAUAUAUCUCAUAUUCGUUCGCUAUAGGCGCCUGUAUUCACCGCAAAUGAGUUUUGAGAAAGCAUGAGUAUUUCGGAAGAAAAAAACGUCAUAUUUCCAUAACAAAAUGUCGAUUGUACAGAUGCGUAACUUGCUUUAUUGUCCGAUGCAAGUAAAAUACCGGAUUUUAUUGCAUUUUUUUCAUUAUGCACAAAUUAUUGUAACAAAGUUGAAAAUUAAUUAUGUAAAUUAUAUGAUAUGAAAACUAAAUUUUAGAAAUUAGGGAAUGUUCUUAUUCUCAUAGACUCCUCGAAAAAUAAACUCGAUUUAAAAUACGGAUAAAAUAGCUAAUAAGCUAGUACUUUACAUUUAAAUUUGUAAAAUAUUAUACUCGAUAAUAUGAGCAGA